Messenger RNA from Neocloeon triangulifer, 1239 nucleotides. RefSeq names its product epoxide hydrolase 4-like. Gene Ontology annotation, molecular function: hydrolase activity. The record is from RefSeq and is a predicted model, not a curated record. The transcript is spliced from 6 exons. The coding region runs from base 90 to 1115 and encodes 341 amino acids. NCBI's taxonomy places the organism in Eukaryota, Metazoa, Arthropoda, Insecta, Ephemeroptera, Baetidae.
AGUGGGGACCGAGUCUGGCGUUGGCCUUGAUGCGGUGACGGAGCUCGAGCCGCCGCUGCGAAAAGUACGUAGUCUUUAGCGGCUGCACAAUGUGGAAAAGCAUCGCCACUUGGCUCGUCGUCUACGCAAUUGCCUUCUUCUACACGUGGCUCCUGGCCCUGUCCUAUCUUUGGAAAUAUGUGACCAACCCCGGGGUCAAGUUUUGGCGCGUCCAGCGCCGGGACACGCCGCCCGACUGCCUCACCAACCCCGACUACGGACAACAUUCGUACAUUCAGCUCAAAGACGUGAAAUUGCACUAUGUGGAGAAAGGCGAUAAAUCUAAGGAGCUGAUGCUCUUCGUGCACGGAUUCCCUGAGUUCUGGUACUCGUGGCGCAACCAGAUCAAAGAGUUUUCCAAGGACUAUUGGGUCGUUGCGAUCGACCUUCGGGGCUACGGCGACUCGGAAAAACCACGAGGCACCGCCGCGUACAGUCUAAACACGCUGGUAGACGACUUGCGGCAACUUGUUUUGGCGCUGGGCAAGAAGGACUGCAUUUUGGUGUCCCAUGACUGGGGCGCGGUCAUCUCUUGGUACUUUGUCAUGACGAACCCACAGCUUGUUUCCAAAUACAUUGUUAUGAACCUGCCCUUCCCUGAGGUCAUAAAGAGCCACCCCUCCAUUAAACAGUUUUUCAUGUCCUGGUACAUGUUUUUCUUCCAACUGCCAUUUUUGCCAGAGUUGUUUGUGAGCAGUUACGACUUUGCUGGUUUUCCAGCAAUGCUCCGAGCUGGCAAAGGAAUCAACUCUAAAGUCACAGCCGAAGACGUCGAAGCUUUUAAAUAUACUUUCGGAAAGCCAGGUGCAUUGACCCCACCGAUCAACUUCUACAGAAGAAAUAUAUUCUCAGAGAGCGGCGCUAAAGGCUUGACCCGAAAACCCAAGACAAUGCCACCCGGCCUUCUAAUCUUUGGCGAAGGGGACAAAUAUUUAGAUAUAAGAGGGGUAGAGCUCUCCAAGAAUUAUGUUCCGAAGCUUCAGACAAAAAUCAUCAAACGAGGGAACCACUUUGUGCAACAAGACGAACCUGAAGCCGUCAACGAGGCCAUGCGAGAGUUUUUGAAAUCAUUUUAAGACCAAACGAAUCAAUCAUUUUAAUAACAAUAAUUGCACCUCAUAAUGAAUUAUAUAUUGCCAUUUAAAGAUAGUCUUUGUGAUCAUCUCAACGUGGAAAAUAAAUUUGUUUAGUUAAAAAUAA